UCCUUCAAACAGCUGCUUUCCGAAGGGUUGGCAGCCCCUAACGAGAGGAUCGAUAAGGGCAAAAAGAGACGCCAUCCGAAGCCAUAUUUACCUGACGCCGUAAUCCCGGGUAUAUGUAUGUAUACUUAGCUUACUGAUCGCCAUAAAAAUAAAAACAGGCAGGCGACAAAAUAUUUCCAGCAACUUUACCUGCCAGAUACCGACGAGGAAAGUUCGCGAAAAUGGUUCUGGCCGCCGAAGUGAGAAGUAUUGUGAAGGCUCUAAAGGGCUCGAACAGCUGCGAGGAGAUCGCCCAGAUCCUCGAGUGCGACGUGGAGAGCGUGGUGAGCUGCAUCCGAGAGUGUGAGCUGCUUGAGGGCAAAACGGCCACCCUGCGCCUGCCCCAGAAGCCCAAGACCCCAGUCCAGACUCAGGCGCCACUUCGAGAGGAGGACACAAAUCGCGAGGCGGGAAAACGAGAAGUGGGCAGACCAAAAGUCCUGGAAAACCGCCAACUAGUUGAGCAAAUUCUGGCCAGUCAUCCGAACUGUACAUCCGUUGACGUGCAGAGGAUACUGAUCCGACAAUAUGGGAUAGAGGUGAGCCGUAGGACAUUGCAGCGCCGCAUCAGCGAGAUUCGGUCCAAGCAGAUCCGGGACGGGAAUCGGGCAGUCACAAUACCGGAAGAAGAGGAGAAGACACCGACUUCGCUCAGCAUGGAGUCGAAGCGAAGAAGGGUGGCCUGGGCCAAGGCUCAUCAGGACUGGACAGUGCGCGACUGGCGUAACAUUUUCAAUAUGGACGACCUCAAGUUUGUGGAGGGCUCGCCGCCGAAGGAGAUCUUCCUGGACACCCUAGUCGGCCCGGAGGGCACUGACUGCAGCGACCUCAAUCUCCUGGAGCAGCUGAUGGCCAUCAUCGAGCCGCGAAUUCAGGACCAGGCCCCGAAAAACGUCUACGAGUUCCGGUCAGUUCUGUACGAUGUGUGGCACAGUGACAACGAGAUGGUGGACAGGAUCGAGAUGCUGUACGAGUCCAUGGCGUGGCGAGUGACGGCAGUGAUCCACAGCGGCGGGGACCUGACCGAAUUCUGCUAGCCCAGCUAACGAUUGUGCAGUUUUUGAAUGUCUAAUUGAAAAUGAAAACAUUUAAACUCUUAAAAUACGGAUGCCAAUUAUAAAUAUUAUGAUUCUUACUAGGUUUAAGCUUCUGAUUAUUGCCAGAAUUUAAAAAGUUAUAAUAAAAUUUAUGAUUAAUUAAUUAGUAUAAGUACAAUUUUUUCCUCUUAUAGUUCUAAAAUUAUAUAACCGAUAACCAAUUAUAAAUAAACAAAGAUAGCAAGCAAA
Messenger RNA from Drosophila ananassae, 1325 nucleotides. RefSeq lists its product as uncharacterized. Lineage: Eukaryota; Metazoa; Arthropoda; Insecta; Diptera; Drosophilidae. The transcript has 2 exons. The record is from RefSeq and is a predicted model, not a curated record. The coding region runs from base 222 to 1076 and encodes 284 amino acids.